Messenger RNA from Ictalurus furcatus (blue catfish), 4048 nucleotides. RefSeq names its product formin-binding protein 1 (gene fnbp1b). Gene Ontology annotation, biological process: signal transduction. The coding region runs from base 1236 to 3128 and encodes 630 amino acids. Lineage: Eukaryota; Metazoa; Chordata; Actinopteri; Siluriformes; Ictaluridae. The record is from RefSeq and is a predicted model, not a curated record. The transcript has 17 exons. Gene Ontology annotation, molecular function: protein binding.
CGCCCUAUAGACCAGGAGUUUUUGGGGUUUUUUCUUUUUUGCAUUCAUGGCUUACAGUUUAGCGAUUACAGACAUUACUGGCAUUUCCGUUCAUCCUAAAAGUAAUCGGUGGGGUUGAGGUCGGGGCUCUGUGCAGGCCACUCGAGUCCUUCACAGCGACCUUUGCAAACCAUGUCUUCAUGGACUCCAAAAUUGUAUCGCUACAGUAUUCAAACACAUCCCAGACUAUUGUGUGCUUCCAAUUUUGUAGUAACAGUGGGGAAGACACACAUAUGGGUGUGACGGUCAGGCGUCCACAUACUUUUAGCCAUAUAGUGUAUAUGAUCACAAGUGGUGAAAAGUGUAUGUUGAGAUAUUAACAGUAAAAGAAGUCGUUUUUUCAUGAUAGAAAUGUGGAUUAUUUUUCCACUUGACAUUAAACCUGCUGAUUUAGACUUCGACAUGACUACAGAUUUUUACUUCACUGAUGUAAUUUUCAGGCCGUGUUGCAGGUUAUCUACAGGAACAUGUUCUGUUUUAUAGCAGAUCUUUUUUUUUUUUUUGCGAGGAAAGGAUUCAAAUGAAAGCAAGGUAGAUAAAAGCAAACUUUUGCUCCCUACUAUACUCUUGCCCUAUGCAGCGUAUGUCCAUAUUAUUUUCUUCCAUUAAGCAGAUUAACACAGUGUGCUGCAACCCAACCUAGACUAUAUAUUUUAUAUUAUCUCUCUCUAUAUGUUGUAUUAACUAAUUUUGUAUCUGUUUGCAUCACUUCCAGUAAAUUAUAUAUAUAUGUAUAUAUGACAAAUAUUUUAAAGGUCUAAUCAUUAUAUUAAAUAUUUGGUGCCCCAGGGCCCUCGCCCAAUCCCAUAUAUGUAUAAUCUGGCUUUACCAUUAAGCAGUGCACGUGUAUAUAUGUGUAUAUAUAUAUAUAUAUAGGGAGUAGGGGGACAUGUGGGAUUAUUCGGCCUCUGCAUAUGAGGCUCCAAACCUUUCUGAGGUAGGGGGUUAGUGCUUUUACACACACACACACACACACACACACACACAUACAGAGAGAGCGGAGAGAGCAGAAGAGAGAGAGGCGGGGGGAGGGGACGCUAAGAACCAGAAGCGAGAGAGAGAGAGAGAGAGAGAGCGCGAGCGCACCCACCCACAUAGUAGCGCGCGCUCCGGAACGCACACAGAACCUAUUUUCCUGCUCGCGUGCUUCUAGAAGCUGAAAGCGCUCCGUGUCAGAACCCCGGAUUACUGAAACCAUGAGCUGGGGCACUGAAUUAUGGGAUCAGUUUGAUAACUUGGAGAAGCACACUCAGUGGGGUAUAGAUUUUGUGGAGCGCUACACCAAAUUUGUCAAAGAGCGAUCCGAAAUCGAGCUCAGCUAUGCAAAGCAGAUCAGAAAUUUGUCUAAGAAGUACCAACCCAAGAAGAAUGCCAGGGAAGAAGAAGAGAGCAAAUACACGUGGUGCCGUGCAUUUCUGGCGUCUCUGAACGAGCUGAAUGACUACGCCGGCCAGCACGAGCUCAUCGCCGAGAACAUGACAUCACAGAUCAUCACUGAGCUCACGCGAUACUCACAGGACCUCAAAGCAGAGAGAAAAUCGCAUUUCCACGAUGGACGGAAAGCUCAACAGCAUAUUGAGAACAGCUGGAAACAGCUGGAACUGUAUAAGAGGAAUUUUGAGAGAGCUUGUAAAGAGGCAGAUCGAGCACAGCAGUACUUUGAGAAAAUGGAUGCUGACAUCAAUGUGACAAAAGCAGAUGUUGAGAAGGCCAGACAGCAGGCGCAGUUUAGACACCAGCUGGCAGCUGACAGUAAGAAUGAAUAUUCCAACUACCUGCAGAAAUUUAACCAGGAACAGACGGAACAUUACCACACACUCAUCCCGAAUAUCUUUCAGAAACUCCAGGACAUGGAGGAGAGGAGGAUUGAGAGAGUGGGUGACUCCAUGAAGACCUUUGCUGAGCUGGAUAGACAGAUUCUGCCCAUUGUAGGGAAAUGCAUUGAUGGUAUAACCAGAGCAGCUGAGAGCAUAGAGGCUAAGACUGACUCCGCACAGGUGGUGGAGUCGUAUAAAUCAGGGUUCGAGCCACCCGGUGAUGUGGAGUUUGAAGACUACGGUCAGGCGAUGAAGAGGACCGUUUCGGAGACCAGCCUGACCAACUCGCGCCCUGAUAUUAAGACCGAAAAACCCAGCAAGAGCAAGACCAAACUCUGGCCAUUCAAGAAGAACAAGCUUGUGUCCCUAUUAACAUCCCCUGACCCACGCCCACCCCCUUCAGAGCCCCCCUCACCUUCUACUGUGACCCUUGACCCCUGCCCCGCCCCUCAGAGCCCUAAACCACCCAAGGAGGCCCUCUCACACCGCUUCAAUGAUAUCAUCACAUCCAAGCCUAAAAUUCACUGCCUUCGGAGCCUGCGUCGUGGGAUCUCACUCAAUGCCCACGUGCGGAACCUUAUUGAGGGUGCAAAUCCAGAGGAUUUCAGUCACUUGCCCCCGGAACAGAGGAGGAAGAAACUACAAGCGAAGAUCGACGACAUUAAUAAAGACAUACAGAAAGAGUUGGACCAGAAAGAUGCAUUGACUAAAAUGAAGGAUGUGUAUGUGAAGAACCCCCAGAUGGGGGAUCCAAGCAGCGUGGAUCCACGACUUGCAGAGAUCGGCCUUCACAUCGAUAAACUACAGGCUGAGCUGCAGAAGUUUGAGGGCUGGCUCGCAGAAGUAGAGGGCAGAAUGCCGGUGAGAAGUGAAUCGACUCAGAGACGAAGUGUUGUGUAUGAAACUCAAAACAGUACAACAACAGCAAACAACAACUGUGCGCAGGACCGUGAAAGCAGUCCAGAUGGUAGCUACACUGAGGAACAGAGCUCUGAACAAAGGGUGACAAAGGUUCAGACUGAUCCGGAGUUUGACGAGUUUGAUGAUGCUGAGGAAGAAAUACUGCCUACCAUCGGAACCUGCAAAGCACUCUAUCCGUUUGAAGGUAACAAUGAGGGCACGCUGGCAUUAGCAGAAGGAGAGGUGCUUUUUGUGAUCGAGGAGGAUAAAGGAGAUGGCUGGACGCGUGUCCGGAGGAACGAGGAAGAGGAGGGCUACGUUCCAUCGUCCUACAUCGAGGUCUUCCUCGACUCCAAUGCCAAAGAUUCCUAACUGAGAGAAGAGGGCACAUGGCAAGUGACUGCAAAUACAGGAAAACACCACUCUUAAGCAAAAAGGAGAGAGUGAAACGACGACGACGACGACGAUGAUGAUGAUGAUGAUGAAGAUGAAGAUGAAGAUGAUGGACAAAUUAAGUUGGAAGAAAAAGAUGCACAGGGGACUGAGGAGUCUCUACUGCAGACAGUAACUGAAACAUGCCCAUGCAACCAAUCAGAGAGAAUAAUAAUUUUAAAAAAUAAUAAUCUGACCCUCAUUUAGGCUACAUGUAAAACUACUGCUUCUUUGCUAUGCAUCUUACUAGCACCGUAAUUGUAAUUCAGUUCAACAUGACCUUGCAUUCAUUUCCGUCUACUGAGACGGAGCGAUAUAGCGUAUACUACACAUGGGCACAGAUAACACAGCUCUGAUAACAUUACCCUCGUCCAGUCCAUCCGUAUGACACUUAACCACUCUUUCCAAGCCUUUCAUUUCAGUGUCGUUCAACAUGUGACCGGCUUACCUUCAAACAUUUGAUUUUUUUUUCUCCAAAUAUCACACCGUUAACAAGAGGGUAUAUGUCUGUAGGAUUGGAUAAAUAGGCCUAUGCUAUAUAUUCUAUAUGCAGUUUGAGUUUUUGUGUUUUUACAAUCAGGCCCUCUAGGGAAAUCUCAUACUGGCUUAUUUGCACCAAUGUAUUGCACCAACAGAUUUAUAUUGUGUUUCUUUUUAGAGUAUUUUUUAUAACAAGCACUGUAUUCUCUUGCUUCUUUAGCCAGUGUGUAGCAAUUAGGGGUUGCAUAGAUUAGUCAACUAAUACGUUCGUAAGACGCAGUGGGGACGUCAGGGCAGGAGAGUGUAAAAAAAACAAAAAAAAGUAAGGCAGAGAGUAAAGAAAGCAGGCUAAAUAUAUGUCAUUAGUCUAAAAAAAUAAA